Messenger RNA from Racocetra persica, 518 nucleotides. The record is from the annotation of a GenBank genome assembly. NCBI's taxonomy places the organism in Eukaryota, Fungi, Glomeromycota, Glomeromycetes, Diversisporales, Gigasporaceae.
CUUCAAGGAACACAAAUCCAACAUACCCAAUGUUCUUACCGGCAGAUGAUCCGUUUUACAAUCCAAAUCCAAAUACUACAUCUCCAUACCAACUUAAUGUACCUUUUUUACCGGUUAAUCGAUCUGAUGGAAAUAAUAACACUGAUCCAGCAACGCGAAAUCCUCUUCUUAGUGGAAUAAACCUUGUAACUCCUUUUCUUGACCUAAAUACUAUUUACGGACUGAGUGAUCAGGACGCAAUAGAAAGGCUUAGAGACACAUCUACCAAUAAAGGAAAGUUGAAGACGUAUAUUUUUAACGGCCAAGAAUUUCCUCCAAAAAAUACCUCGGAUGAUUCAUAUAUUUGGGGUAUUCCUAGACGUGCAUUUACUAUAUUUACUUUGGCUAUCCAGACGAUUUGGAUACGCGAACAUAAUCGAUUAUGUGAAGAAUUAUAUCAACAAUACGGUAGUUCCUGGACUGAUGAACAAUAUUUUCAGGAAGCUAGACGUUGGACUACUGCUUUCUACCAAAAAGCU